Molecule: messenger RNA, 1176 nt
Organism: Knipowitschia caucasica
Lineage: Eukaryota; Metazoa; Chordata; Actinopteri; Gobiiformes; Gobiidae
Source: the annotation of a GenBank genome assembly
AUGGCAACCGCUUUCAAUUUACAGGCAUUCUUGCUUCAUCCCUCGGCCGAAGCACUUGAGCGCUGUAAAAAGAAGGAUCUAUUUGAGGUUGCCGAUCAUUUUGAGAUUUUGUAUUCCCGUCAGAGCAGCAAGGCCGAACUCAAGGUGCUGCUCCUGGAUGGUUUGGUGGAGAGGGGCUUGCGUUUGAUCCCAGAGGCUGAGAGGUCUGAUGAGAGCAUCGUGCAUGCGACUACCCCGAGACGUACGGAGACGCCUGCGGAUGGCCCUCCCGGAGCGGAGCGUGAGUUUGUAGAGGGCGAUGCGCGGCCUGAACCACCGCGCACUCCUCCUCGCUACGGGCCGCCCUCCCCAGCUCCUUCCUCUCCCGGCUCAGUUGGUGGUGCUCGGCGCGCUUUGCGGCUGGCACGCAUCAAGAUGGAGGCCGAGCAGAAGGAUCGGGACCGCAGUGCCGAGCUCGAACUGCAUAUACGGAGGCUUGAGAUCGAGGCUGACAAAGCUGUGCGCCUCAGACGCCUUGAGCUGGAGGCCGAAGGCCGCCUCCCCAGUCCUACUCAACGCCCGGGCGUCGCUGCACCUGCCACAGCCCUCUCCCCAGCUGUUCAUGACUCUCUUGACCCUGAUCGUCCACGCUCUCCUGGAACCUCCACAAGGGACAGAGUCUGCUUCUACUGCCGCGAGCCCGGACACGUAAUCGCAGACUGCCCUACUCUCAGACAAAAGGAAGAGAGUGUGUUACGGGGAGUUGAGAUGGGCUACCGCCCGCGGCCCGUUCACUCUGUUCAUGUCCAGUCAAACCUCGUUACAGGAAAGUUUCCGUUAGCUGUUGUCCCUGCGCUACCCAUUGAAAAUGUAGACAUGAUUUUAUGUAAUGAUUUGGCAGGGGGCAUGGUGUUUCCUCCCCUGUUGGAGGCGGUUCUGUCCCCGCUUGUGUGUGCCUCUGAUCGUCAGAUGCCCACGGGUUGUGCUGUGGCGCACACCCGUCCUCCAGAACAGUGCGGUUGUAGUCUGCCCGCCAGUCCAGUGAAACCACGAGUACCGCCGCACUUUACUCCACCCGCCACUUCUGUACGGAAGCACAAGGCUAGGGCCACCAGGCUUGGGUCAGGCGAGCGGCACUUUCAGCACCAUGGAGAGCGUUUUGGCUCUCGCUCUGCAAGUUUCAGUUCGCGGCCUUGA